Molecule: messenger RNA, 1808 nt
Organism: Megalops cyprinoides (Indo-Pacific tarpon)
Lineage: Eukaryota; Metazoa; Chordata; Actinopteri; Elopiformes; Megalopidae
Gene: kpna2
Product: karyopherin alpha 2 (RAG cohort 1, importin alpha 1)
Exons: 11
Coding region: 110-1690 (526 amino acids)
Biological process (GO): NLS-bearing protein import into nucleus
Cellular component (GO): nucleus; cytoplasm
Molecular function (GO): nuclear import signal receptor activity; protein binding
Source: RefSeq, a predicted model, not a curated record
GUUGCCAAGAAUUUAAAGGGCGGCAUCUGACAUCGUACGUCACUACAUGCUACCACGGCACUGCUGAGAAUCAAGUCGCGUAUCCUGUGCAGCCAUUCUAUAGGAAAGGAUGUCUACCGUGAACGAGAACUCCUGUCGUCUGAACAAAUUUAAAAAUAAAGGCAAGGAUGCCAAUGAACUCAGGCGCAGGAGGAUUGAAGUCAACGUCGAACUUCGAAAGGCGAAGAAGGAUGAUCAGAUUCUCAAAAGGAGAAAUGUCAGCAGUCUACCCGAUGAGAUGACCUCUCCGCUCCAAGAGAAGAACCAGAACGCUCAGGCUGCUCAGCACUGGAGCGUUGAAGAAAUUGUCAAUGGUGUUAAUGCCAGCAACCUCGAUUUGCAGCUUCAGGCCACACAGGCUGCCAGGAAGCUGCUUUCAAGAGAGAGACACCCUCCUAUUGACCGCAUCAUUGCUGCUGGUCUGAUCCCAAAGUUUGUGAGCUUUUUGGGGAUGGUGGAGUGUCCGCCCAUCCAGUUUGAGGCAGCCUGGGCCCUGACUAAUAUUGCAUCUGGAACUUCAGAUCAGACCAGGGCUGUGGUAGAGGGUGGUGCCAUCCCUGCAUUUAUCAGCCUGGUCACAUCCCCACACCCCCAUAUUAGUGAGCAGGCUGUCUGGGCUUUGGGAAAUAUUGCUGGUGAUGGAUCUGCCUACAGAGACAAGGUUAUCAAACAUGGAGCCAUUGAUCCUCUCCUUACCUUGCUUGCUGUCCCGGAGCUUUCAGUUUUUUCUUCUGGUUACCUUAGAAACAUCACCUGGACCCUGUCGAACCUCUGCCGCAACAAAAACCCAGCACCUCCUAUGGCAGCUGUGCAACAAAUCCUGCCCGCACUAGUACGCUUGCUGCACCAUGAUGACAAGGAGGUGCUAGCAGACACCUGCUGGGCAGUGUCCUACCUGACUGAUGGCCCCAAUGAGCGCAUCGAGGUGGUGGUGCAGGCGGGCCUGGUUCCCCGACUGGUGCAGCUGCUGGGUUCUGGGGAACUCUCCAUUGUGACUCCAUCUCUGCGGUCAAUUGGCAAUAUUGUCACUGGCACAGAUGAGCAGACUCAGAGGGUUCUGGAUGCUGGAGCCUUGGCCAUGUUCCCUGCCCUGCUUCGUCACCACAAGAACAAUAUCCAGAAAGAGGCUGCCUGGACCUUGUCCAAUAUCACUGCCGGAAAGGAUACACAGAUCCAAGAGGUCAUCAAUGCUGGGCUAGUACCAGUUUUGGUGGAGGUACUCCGACAGGGUGACUACAAGACUCAGAAGGAGGCGGUAUGGGCAAUAACAAACUACACCAGCGGGGGAAGCGUUCACCAAGUGGUGUACCUUGUUCAAUCGAAUGUGCUGGAGCCCCUGCUAGGCCUGCUGUCCACCAAGGACAGCAAGACCAUCCUGGUCAUCCUUGAUGCCAUCUCCAACAUCUUCCUGGCAGGGGAAAGGAUUGGAGAGGUGGAAAAGCUGUGUGUAAUGAUCGAGGAGUGUGGCGGACUGGACAGGAUAGAAGCACUACAGUCUCAUGAGAAUGAGAUGGUCUACAAGGCAUCCCUCAACCUGAUUGAGAAAUACUUCUCUGGCGAGGAAGAGGAAGAUGCAUGCGUGGCCCCAGACGCUACCACUGAUGGCUAUGCCUUUCAGAUCUCUGAUGAGCAAAGCACUUUCAACUUUUAAAUGUCCUUCUUACUUUACACUUUCCUUAUUUUUGUAGUAUGUGCUGCCAUUUCUGUGUACAUAAUUACAUGGACUGAUGUCUUUUUUACUGUAACAUCUGUAAAUAAACUUUAAUACU